AUGCAGACGGGGAGUUUAUCCGCGCUGCGGAAGGUGAAGGUGUAUGGGAGCCGCGACUCACUGUUUAUCGUGGGGCUGAACAAAAAGCAGGAGGCGUACGAAAUAACGGAGGUGGGACGCAGCAGAGAGGUCCAAGUGAAGCGGAACUUCCAAGUACAUCAGAAGUCCUCCUAUCGUAACUUCGUCGGGAAAAAUGGCCUCGAAUAUGUAGGCAAGUGUGAGGGGGUCCUGGGAUGCAUUCGUUUCUUAAAUUAUCCCUAUCUGUACGUCAUCACGAAGAAGGAGAAAGUAGCUGUCCUGUUUAAUGAGCAUAAGGUGUACCUCGUUAAGUCGGUCCUCUUGAUCCCCUUCAGGGAUGACGUCUUUGAAAACUUCAACGAUGAGAAUGAAUUGGUCCAGAUUUUCUACAACAGCGUUAACCACAAGCACAUUUAUUUUUCCUACACAUACAAUUUACCUUGCUCUGUCCAGGAGAAUCAUUCCUUACAGAAGGAUUUCCUGAGAGGAGGCAACAUCCACUGUAGGGAUUGCACAAAUGAGUACCUGUGGAAUCGUUACCACAGUAAGUCUUUCAUUCGGCAGAAUGUAUUCAUAUGUGUGGCAACAAUCAGUGGGUUCUUUGUUCAGUCAAAAUUCUGUUGUGAGGGGAAAGUUAUAGAUGUCACUUUCAUCGCCAGGAGGUGUAACAAAUACGCUGGGACGAGGUACCGAAAGAGAGGGAUCAAUGCCAAAGGAUACGCAGCGAACCAGGUGGAAACAGAACUUAUUUUAUUUCAAAGAGAUUACGAAACGGCUAUUCUUUCUUACGUACAGUUGAGGGGAUCCGUUCCUGUGUUCUGGAGUCAAGGGGUUAACUACCACUUGUUGAAGAAACCAAAAAUAAAAUGCAUACAAAAUGACGUCCUUUUUACGUGCACCAAGAGACACUUCAAACAUUUGCUUUCAAGAUAUGGAUACCCUAUUAUUGCUAUUAACCUCCUGAGCAAAAAUAAACACAGCGAUGAGAAUAACUUGUCCAAUCAGUACGAAGCCUGCAUUGCCUUCAUCAACCGGGACAUGCCUCCUCCGAUUCGAAUCAUAUACAAGCAUCUCGACCUGAGGAAGGCGUACAAAAUAGGCACCAAAUACACUCUCAAGAAACUGAAGGUUAUCUUUAAUUUCUCUCAAUCCAAUGUGGGCUAUUUCCACCUUCGGAAUGGAGAGGUGGUAGUCAUCCAGAGAGGUAUCCUCCGCUUCAACUGUGUCGACUGUCUCGAUAGGACAAACGCGGCUCAGCUAUUUCUGAAGAUGUAUAUGCUGGUACACUUUCUGGAGCUGAUUAGCCGCGUGAAGAGGAAGGCCUUAUGUGUUAACCACGUCGGACAUCUGUCUCAGAUGUAUGAAGAACUGGGGGAUGCCAUAGCCAAGAAGUAUGCUGGUUCUACUGCACACAAGAAGUAUACCCCUGGACAGAGCAACAACUUUUUUGUCCAAUCGAAGGAGCUGCUGACGUCUAUUAAGCGGUACUAUAUUAGCUCGUUCAACGACUUGGAGAAGCAGAAGUCUAUUAAUCUAUUUUUGGGUGUGGCCGACGACAAGCUCCAGGGGAUCCGGAACGCGCACGACCUCGACACGUACGUGCAUGGACGGACGUUCUUUCGGCCUGCAAGGGGGGGGCGCGCCGACCCAUUUUGGUGGGUCCUCCCGCUGGAGCGCUUCUGCGCCAAGGCGGAGUCGCUGCUGGGGGGGAGCCUCAGCAGGGGGCGCAGACAAGGGAGGGACCUAAAGGAGGGGCGAGCUAAGCGGCGAGCUGAGUGGAGAACUCCCAGCCGAACUCCUAACCGGACUGCGACGCGGCGCCCCCGGGGUAAGGAAAACAACAUCGUGCCCAGCAUGCUGCGCAACCUGAAGUUCUACCGCUGCUUCAGCGACACGAAUGUUUUCAAAAAUCUGUACAACGCGCACGACUGGGAGGGUCGCUUCGCGCGGGCGGUCCAGGUAGCGGCAGGAGGAGUGGCGGGAGAAGCAGCAGAGACAGGAAAAACUGGAGAACUCCCCUGCGCGUCCUCCCCCGCAUUGGCGCUGCUACUGAAGUGUUGCGGAGGGGUAAGCCACUCGGGGAAGCUGUCCAACACAGCGGCGGAAGACGUGCUGUCCCCAUUCGAGCGUUCCCUGAACCUAAUCGCCCACAUCUACAAAUUCUACGACGCAUACAAACACGACUUCCACUUCUACUUCGAGAAUAAAAACAUCUUUAGGUUCCGAAUCUGGAGAUGCAUAGCGACGUAUAAUUACCUUAACUAUUUGAGAGUCUAUUUCGACGUCUUCUUCCUCCUCUACUACUGCUUCUGCAAACGGUACAGCGUGCACAUGGUGUAUAUGAGUCAUAUGAACGCCCUGUACGAGGCCUUGGAGGGGAACCACCACACGAGGAGGAGCGGAAACACAGAGAUGAGCAGCCACACGGUCUGUCGAGGCGCCCCCCUCCUGGUUAACCCCUACACAUUCGAGAAGGACGUGAAGCAGAUCAUCCACGAAUAUGUCCGUUACAAAAAGGUCUCCUUUGCGUUGGAACCAUACCUGAAUUAUGCUAACUUGAAUAGCGCUCCUUAUCAGUACAUGCUGAUGAGUGGGCGCUCCCUUAUUGGCAGGAGAGGGGGAAACAAGAAGCGUCUUUCUUUAAGGGAAAGACACCCAUGUGAAAAUGCCGCAGUGACGAACAUUUUUAAACGUUCCCAUGUUACCCAUUUGGAUGACUCUCCCGUUUUACAUGAGGAGGACAAGACACACUGCAAGUACAUUUUCAAGAAAAAGCUGAUUGAGCAGAUGAAGAACAGAGUGGUUAAAGGGAAGGGCGGGUGUGCCUAUUACUCCAGAGCGUAUGAGAGGUCGAAAAAGAGAUGCAUCGAAGAACCUACAAAGGGGAGGAAGCAGAUGGAGCGGCUCGAAGACCAGAUUAACAGAACCCCGCGGGGGUACUGCCCAAUAUAUUUCAAUGCAAACAUGGUUAAGUUUUUUUUUUUUGUAUAUAGUAGCUGCCGUGGGGGCGGUACCACGGGGGAGGACUCGAGAAAGUCCGGUUCGAUGUCCAUCGUGAGGGGGAUAGUCAUGGAUGCGUUGCGAGUGGCGAUGGGGUUGACACAAUCACUUGAGCUAUCUCCACCGCACCAGAUGCAACGACUGCUCAGGCAAGCGACCCAGGCGGGCAGCCUCCAAGAGUUCCUCUCCGACCUGUACAUGCACCACGUGUACAAAAACAGCCAGUACAAGGAACUGAACCUAGGCCUCCUCCAAAAUCCCAACGCGCCAAACUGCAGUGACGAAAAAAGCAAGGUGAAAAAAUCAGAACAGAGGUUUCUCCUUGACGAGUAUGAGACAUCUGAAUACAAUUUAAAGAAAAGAAAAAAAAAAAUCUGGAAAGUCGAUAAGAAAACAAAAAACCAAAUCGAGAAGAAUCACGCAAAUCUCUCCAGGGAGUACCUCUCCGUUAAGCAUUUUACGAAGAGGUAUUUUAACGACAUGAUAGAUUUGCGCAGACGAGACAGGGAAGUAAAUGGAUUCUUCCUUCAGCAGAUUGAAUUGGGGAAGUACCAAAUGGCCAAUCAGAGUUCCCACUGCAUGGUGGAAACAUCCUGGCAUUUCACAAGGUUCUACGCGAAGAAGAACCAGCUUACUACAUGGACGUCUGCGCAGAUGGUGCCUAACUUCAACGUUCUGCGACAUAGACUCGAGGGCAAGGUGGAUUACCGCCAGUACUGCGACCCGAUGUCACGUGAAAUUUUCCUCCCUUAG
Plasmodium inui San Antonio 1 is the source of this 3771-nucleotide messenger RNA. RefSeq lists its product as hypothetical. Gene Ontology annotation, biological process: phosphatidylinositol dephosphorylation. Bases 1 to 3771 code for a protein of 1256 amino acids. Gene Ontology annotation, molecular function: phosphatidylinositol-3,5-bisphosphate 5-phosphatase activity. Gene Ontology annotation, cellular component: intracellular membrane-bounded organelle. The transcript has a single exon. Lineage: Eukaryota; Apicomplexa; Aconoidasida; Haemosporida; Plasmodiidae. The record is from RefSeq and is a predicted model, not a curated record.